AUGGCCGAACUACUGAGAAGGACGUUUGCCAACGCCAAAUCCGAAAACCGCAAUGCCCUUGUUACCUUUAUGACAGCCGGCUAUCCAAGAGUGGAAGACACCAUUCCAAUCCUAAAAGGGUUCCAAGAUGGAGGCGUUGACGUAAUUGAGCUUGGUAUGCCUUUUUCCGACCCCAUUGCUGAUGGCCCAACUAUUCAGGUCGCUAAUACGGUCGCUCUCCAAAACGGCGUGACUAUGACUCAAACUUUGGAUAUGGUUCGCCAAGCGAGAGCCGAAGGCGUAACUGUGCCGAUCAUUCUCAUGGGAUACUACAACCCCAUCUUGAGCUAUGGAGAGCAGAAGUUUAUCGAAGAUGCCGCAGAGGCAGGUGCCAGUGGUUUUAUCAUCGUUGACCUACCUCCAGAAGAAGCCAUCAAGGUUAGAAACUUCGUUGAUGACAAAGGACUAAGUUUGAUUCCACUAGUAGCCCCAUCCACAACUGACCAGCGUUUGGAGCUUCUGGCACAAAUUGCAACGUCAUUUAUCUAUGUUGUGUCUAGAAUGGGCACCACCGGUGCGCAAACCUCUGUUGCUGAUGACUUAACAGAACUUGUCGAGCGUGUUCGCAAAUAUACCAAGGACAUUCCGCUCGCGGUCGGAUUCGGUGUUUCAACUAGAGAACACUUCACCACGGUUGGAUCCGUCUCUGACGGUGUGGUCAUUGGCUCUAAAAUUAUCAAGUUGAUCGAGGAGGCCAAAGAAGAUGAAAGAUACAUCACUGCUAAGCAAUAUGUCGAAGGAAUCCUCGCCGGCAAAAAGCACAAAAACUUAUCAGUUAACGAAUUCAAGGCACUGCAAACUGAAUCCAUCAAUGCGGGAAAGAAAAACGCAGCUAAAGCCGCUGACUUUAGUGAAGUUCACAAAUUCAAGGCGACCUUCGGUGAUUUUGGUGGACAGUACGUUCCUGAAGCUCUGCAUGCCUGUUUGAGAGAGUUGGAACAAGGCUUCGAAAGCGCUGUUGCUGAUCCUAUUUUCUGGAAGGAGUUCAGAGACCUAUACUCUUACAUCGGUCGUCCUUCAUCGCUACACAGAGCUGAACGUCUAAGUGAGUACUGCGGCGGUGCCCAGAUCUGGUUGAAAAGAGAGGAUUUAAACCACACCGGAUCUCACAAGAUCAACAACGCUUUGGCUCAAGUGCUGAUCGCUAAAAGACUGGGUAAAAAGAAGAUUAUUGCAGAAACCGGUGCAGGUCAACACGGUGUGGCUACUGCCACCGCAUGUGCCAAGUUUGGAAUGGAAUGCACAGUGUUCAUGGGUGCCGAAGAUGUUCGUCGCCAAGCUCUAAAUGUUUUUAGAAUGCGCAUUCUUGGAGCAAAGGUUGUGGCUGUUACCAACGGUACAAAAACUUUGAGGGAUGCUACAUCUGAAGCUUUCCGUUUCUGGGUUUCAAACUUGAAAACAACGCACUACGUUGUAGGCUCCGCUAUUGGUCCUCACCCAUACCCGAUUUUGGUGCGUACUUUCCAGUCAGUUAUCGGAAAUGAAACAAAAGAGCAAUUCGCAAAGCUUAACGAUGGAAAGUUACCCGAUGCUAUUGUCGCCUGUGUCGGCGGUGGUUCCAACUCUACAGGUAUGUUCUCUCCCUUUGAAAAGGACACAUCAGUUAAGUUCCUGGGUGUUGAAGCUGGUGGCGACGGCGUGGACACUAAAUUCCACUCUGCCACUUUGACUGCUGGUAGACCAGGUGUGUUCCACGGCGUUAAAACCUACGUGUUGCAAGACGUUGAUGGUCAAGUCCACGAUACUCACUCGGUCUCUGCGGGUUUGGAUUACCCCGGUGUCGGACCAGAGUUGGCUUCAUGGAAGGCUUCAGGACGCGCUACUUUUAUAGCAGCCACUGACGCUCAAGCGCUCGAGGGUUUCAAGCUCCUAUCGCAAUUGGAAGGUAUUAUUCCUGCUUUGGAAUCCUCUCAUGCUGUGUAUGGCGCUGUUCAAUUGGCCAAAACAAUGGACAAAAACCAGAAUAUUAUCAUUAACGUAUCUGGGAGAGGUGACAAAGAUGUGCAGAGCGUCGCUGAGGUCCUCCCAAAGCUGGGUCCUCAAAUUGGAUGGGAUCUGAGAUUUGAAGAAGACCCAACGGCUCAAUUGUAA
Messenger RNA from Lachancea thermotolerans CBS 6340, 2130 nucleotides. It is a transcript of the gene TRP5, whose product is annotated as tryptophan synthase TRP5. The record is from RefSeq and is a predicted model, not a curated record. Gene Ontology annotation, molecular function: tryptophan synthase activity. NCBI's taxonomy places the organism in Eukaryota, Fungi, Ascomycota, Saccharomycetes, Saccharomycetales, Saccharomycetaceae. The coding region runs from base 1 to 2130 and encodes 709 amino acids. Gene Ontology annotation, cellular component: cytoplasm. Gene Ontology annotation, biological process: L-tryptophan biosynthetic process. The transcript has a single exon.